CCCACGCGCUCAGGCGCUCAUCAGUAGUGCGUUUGUGUGUGUGUGUGAUUGACCGGCCGGUCCGGCGCUUCUCUCUCGCCAUCUGGCUCCAGGACUUCGCGAUAAUUAGGAGAAACUAGACGCUUCUUGUGCAGCCGUCUCAGCGGAUAUCUGCGCGCCAGGGCUCGGAGACGGACCGCUCGGACACUCGGCGCCCUCCCCUCCGCUUGAUGUUUACCACUUGCAGGUGGGAAGAUGACCGCUGACGUCUAGAGCAGCUUUGGGGCACUGGGGCCUGCCUUCCACUGGCUGGCCACCCUAUCAGUGAAAUAAGAAGCUCCUCCUUCACCUGAGUUUCAAUUGGACAUAGAGUACUGCCUGGUUUCAACGUUACCAGCCCCCCUACCCCCUCCCCAACCCUAUCCCUAACCCACAUACACAUACAUACAUACACACACAUAUCCUGGGGCUGGACCAUGUCUGGCCGACGGCCGGAGGGCAGCCGGACACCCGAGGCGCAGGACAAGGACAAAGAGCGGGAGCUGGACAGUUGCAGGGAGAACAGUCCAGUCAUCGAGCGGCGCAAUCUCAGCGGCAUUAUCAGUGAACCUCUUAGCAAGAGCUUAAAAAGGUCUCGAGCGCUUUCCCAGUACACUGCUGCAUGCCCACAAAACACCAACAGACUGAGCCAUAACAGCCAGGUCAAAAACAAAGUCCAGUCUGGCCAGCACAAACAACAACAACAGCAGCAGCAGCAGCAACAACAACCGCAGCAACAGCGUUCAUCAUCCACGGCUUCUGCAUUAGUGCCUGCCAAAGUGGAUCGGACCCUGGAGCAGGCGCUGGAAGGACACAACGGCCUGUUGCACUUUGCCCAGGCCGCAGCGCUGCUUAAGCGAGCGGGCAUGGAGCACAUGUUGCUUCCGGCGGGAAUGGCCGCAGCUAUGGGAGUGGGUGGAGCAGGUACGGAAGCAGUGGCUGACAUUGAGGGUGCAUCAUCGGGUGAUGCUGUUGGAAGCCACACGGACUUCCCGUAUGGUGUUGGAGGUGGCUUUCCCUUUAAUCCAGCGGGCCUUUUUAUUAUGACGCCUGCUGGUGUAUUUCUCGCUGACAGUGCCCUGCACAUGGCCGGCCUGGCGGAGUACCCGGCGCACAAUGAGCUGGCCUCCGCCAUCAACGCCGGUAAGAAGAAGCGCAAACGUUGUGGUAUGUGUGCACCGUGUCGACGCAGAAUCAACUGCGAGCAGUGCAGUAGCUGUCGCAACCGCAAAACAGGUCACCAGAUCUGCAAGUUUCGCAAGUGUGAAGAGCUUAAGAAGAAACCCUCUGCUGCACUGGAGAAGGUAAUGCUGCCCUCGGGAGCCGCGUUCCGGUGGUUCCAGUAAGGCCGUGACCUCUGCCCUCCACCCAAAGCUCUGCCAUCAAGUGCAAUGCCAACCUUUGCUUGGACUGACUCUAGCACCAACACUGGCUAAACCACAAUGGAAAAAAGAAAACAACUCAUGGACAUACCCAACAAAGCAGAAACACUACACAAAUAAUAAAAUAAUGGAUGCACCUACUUAUUCCUUGAACCAAAAAUUCAACAGAAAGAAAAAAAAUUGCAACUUUCAUUCCCUUUUAUAUGUUUCCAUUUUGGUACUUUUUUGUCCUUUUUCCAGCAGAUUUUUUCUCAUGCUUAUACAUGGAACAGUUCA
Messenger RNA from Trichomycterus rosablanca, 1676 nucleotides. RefSeq names its product CXXC finger protein 5a (gene cxxc5a). The coding region runs from base 456 to 1364 and encodes 302 amino acids. The transcript is spliced from 3 exons. Gene Ontology annotation, molecular function: zinc ion binding; methyl-CpG binding. Lineage: Eukaryota; Metazoa; Chordata; Actinopteri; Siluriformes; Trichomycteridae. The record is from RefSeq and is a predicted model, not a curated record. Gene Ontology annotation, cellular component: nucleus.